GCCAAGGCGCUUGAAGAAAAGGCGCGGGAGGGUGCACCUGCAAGCUCAUAUACUACGAACCGUAUGCCAGAAAGGUCGCCAGACAAAUCCUUGGUCAAAUCCGCCCAGCAUAAGCGCAUGCAGUCGCUACAGACCACCAGUGUCCGAGACUUGAGGAGCUUCCUCGAUGGUGUGAGGUCGCCGGACCGCUCACCCGAGCGCCCUUCAAGAUCAGCGACACCAAAUACGGGACGAGAUCAUGACAGAGACUACGCAUUCCCUACGUCUCCAGACAAGAGUCCCACUCGAUCUGCAACGCCAACACCAGUCGGGCGAGAAGCGCUAAAAGAUACUCCGGCCCUACGACCAUCCAGCCGGCCGCUUACGAAGGCCAUACUUGGUGAAAAUACUCCGCCAUCGGCCACCAUGUUGGCAUUACAGACGAUGACCAUACCGCGGGAGCACCUCGAACCUCUAUCAAAUAUCCCAAACUCCACAAAUUCCGCAAAUCCCGCAAAUACAUCGACAGCUAGGACUCCACAGACUUUCGAUGCCAUUUCAACUCAGCUUCUGAGUAUUACCUCUAUAGCUUCCAAUCUCCAGAAGGAGAUGUCACAAUUGAGCCGCCGGAGUAAAGACAACGCUAGCGAUCUGAUCAGCCUUAAAGAGGCUACAAAUGCUCGGGAUGAAGACAUUCGCAAGUGUCUACGAGAACUCGUUGCAAACGUUGGUCUUCCUCAACAAAGCAAUCUCCUUGGUGCCCCACUGGAUUUCAACCGGUCGAGCAGCAGUCUCUUUGGAGAGAAGAAGGAUUCACACAGUACCCCACCGGGGAAGAACUUCACCUUGCCCCGGUUUCCUUCUCCUAACAUGUGGGCGGAUGACAGAAUAGGGAGCCCAAACCCUUAUUCUGUCGAAGGAGCAGCCAGCGUGGCGAUGUUAGAGAAGAUCAUUCGCGAGAUGGUCACCAAGGACGGUCAAGAGCGCCUUCUGGCAACACUUUCAACCCUAGUCGACAAAGCCACUGGAGACACCGCUAAAAAGGUCACUGAUUUGGUCGAGUUCAUCAAGGCGGGACCUCAGAGCCAAGCUCUGGUGGCACGCACAACUUUCCAGCCUUCGGCAGGCACUGGGCCUCUUGCUCGCACCACUAGGGAUAUGAAUGCUAGUUUUGCCAUGCCAAACGUAACCGAUGGCCAGAAGCCCUACGCUAGCCCGAAAGCAGCCGAUUUCGUGAGCGAGGAAAUGCUCAAGUACUUGAAGAAGAUAAAGGACAGCGUUGCUGAGCAAGGUGGCAUGACUGCCGAAACCAAAGCUUUCCUCAAGACUAUGCGCGGAGAGGUCCUUGGUAUGGGUAGAGACAUUGCCCGUCAGAUCGACGAGUACGCCAAACAGCGGGAAUCUCAUCUUGCGAUUGACGAUGUCCAAAACAAACCAGACCUAGAACGCAUUGUCCAAGAGGGUCUGGGCGAACUUCGAGGUCAAAUGGAUCGACUUAUCCGGGAGAAACGACGGCAAUCAAACUCGUCCACCAUGUCCCGAAACUCGGUCGAUAGCCAGGAAGUGUACCAAGUUGUCAAGCAAGCUCUUGCGGAGCGGGGCCUUGACCGCGCCCCGGUCACUGCAGAUUCUUCUCUCGAUAAAGAAGCUAUUCUUUCUGCGGUCAGGGAGGCCUAUGAAGCAUACAAGCCCGAGAUCGAACUUCAGCAAUUUGGCUUGGAGCGAGAUGAAAUUCUGCAAUGCCUCAAAGAAGGCCUUGAAGAUUAUCGAAACUCCGGUUCUGCGAGAAACCAAGGCGCCAUCAGCAGAGAAGAGGUCAUGGAUACCAUUCAUGAUGCAUUCCAGAACUUCACCCUCCCAACUCCACCAAAUGAGGCCCACGAGAUCCGGGAAGAAGUCCUGUGCGCCGUCCGCGAAUGCUUAGAGGAAUUCAAACCAGCCAUGAACGCUCAACCGCCAUCUUUCGAUCAUGAACUUGAAAUCAGCCGCGAGGAUCUGUUCGAUGCCGUAAAGGCGGGCCUUGAAGGCUCCAGCACUCCAAUGGGCGGAUACGGCGAACAAGUCAUGUCUAGCUUGAAAGAGGUUGUAAACAACAUGCGAGAAGAGUUCAAAUCGUACUCGUCUGCCAACGGAAGAGAUACCGAGCAAGUUCUGGAUGCGGUCAGGGAUGGCCUCGAAACUCUUCGAGCAGAGAUCGAGACUUAUGUCGACAAAGCCCAAGAUGUCACCGGAAAAGACGAAAUUGUCGACACCAUGAGAGACGAACUGGAACGACUGCGGACGGAUGUGCAAGGUUUUGUUGCGGAAGGCCCUCGUGGUGAUCAUGCUUUGAGUCGUGGAGACAUGAUUGGAUAUAUCAAGUCAGAGUUCGAGCACCUUCACGAAGAACUCACUUCGCAAUUCCUCCCGGCAGCGAAGGACAAGGAGGAGAUUUUGGCUGCGCUGACCGCUGGAUUUGAAAGCAUGCGCUCUCAAGUCACUACUACUCGCGACUUUGAUCCAGAAUCGAAUGACGAUAUCAACGAAGCGAUGAAGGAGGAAUUUGAACAACUCAAGGACGUCUUGCUCGGCGGCAGUGCCUCUCACAAGGACGAGAUCCUUGAAGCCCUCCAUGCCAGCCUCGAAGGUCUCCACUCCGACCUUGGCCAGUCUGGCUCUUCGGUGAACACCAACGACGAUAUUCUUGCUUCAAUGAAGGAAGAGUUCGAACAUCUUCGUGAGACUCUGGCAACUACUCUGAUUAAAUCUGGAGGCUCCGCCGACAGGGAUGAUAUUAUGGAUGCCGUGCGAGAGUCUAUGGAUGGCUUGCGCUCUCAGCUCGCAUCUGAGCAAGACACUGCCUCCAAGGAAACUCUAAGCGCAAUCCAAGAGGAGGUCCAACAUCUGCGGGAAACCUUGGGCUCUACCCUCGUUCGAGGCGGUGAUUCGGUGGAGAAGGAGGAAAUCUUGGAGACUCUGAGGACAGGUCUUGAGGAAAUUCGUACCAACACAUCUCGAUCCGAGUCAGGUGGUCUCAAUGAGGAACUGCUUGAAGCUUUCCGUGGCGAACUCGAACAACUCCGCCAAUCAAUUGCAACCGGUAUGGCUCGCCAUGGUUCCAGGGCUGAUACAGAGGAGGUUCUGGAUGCAGUCAGACUGGGACUCGACGAUCUACGCUCGCAUUUGGAGAAGAGGAUAGAUAACCCGGAACGCCAAAUGUCCGCGACUGGAGAAAUCCUCGAUGCGCUGAACGAUGGUCUCGACAGUCUGCGCUCAGAUGUUGUCAAGUUGGUCGACAAGCCAGUUGACAUGACCGUUUCGUACGAGAUUCUGGACACCUUGAAGGAUGGUCUUGCCGGCCUUCGUGAGGAUAUCGACCGCCUCAAAGGACAUACCAGGUCUGGCUCUUCUACGGAGUCUUUUGAUGAAGAAGUCCCGAGGGGCAAUGAAGUUGUGCUUGCUGAAGAUCCCGAUUCUCUGACUCGUGAUAUGCCGCCAGUGCAUGUACCGCAGGAGUCACUUCAACGCAACGAUCUGGAGAAAAUGGAAGUCAUGUUGGCUCAGUUGCACAUCAAGGUCGAAGCGAUGGACGCAAAUAUUCAGAACGUGGACGCAAAUAUCCAGAAUGCUCCAGCGCCGACCGCCGUUUCUGACGCUCAACCAGCGCCUGGCUCUGCAAUGAAGGAUGACAUAAUUGGUAUCGAGGCACUCCUCCAAGAUCUACAGGCGACAGUCAAUGUUAUCGCUUCAAGAGAUGGACCAAAUCCAGACGGACUAGCCACAAAAGAGGACACGGACGCUAUUGAGACCCUUCUGAGGAAUACCAAGGCCAUUAUCGAGGAAUUGCCCCUUGCUGACUCCGAGAACGCUAUGAAGAAGGAACAUUUGGAUGCGAUCGAGGGUAUCACUCUAUCUACGAACGAAGCGAUCGACGCCCUCUCCGCCAAAAUUGAUGAGAAUGGAGCUACUAAGGAAGACAUUGCUGUAGUUGAGGUUCUAGUGCAGGACAUGAAGACUGCUUUGGAGGAGCUGAAGACAGCCAAGCCUGAUGAAGAAGAGGGCGAGGAGAAGCUCACCAAGACGGAUGUUGACACACUUGCCUUAAUCUGUAUGGACAUCAAGGCCAAGGUUGAGGAGAUGAACGUCCCUGAUGCCGAUCAGCUUCCUUCGAAGGCCGACGUGGAGCAGCUUACGGGCUUGAUUCACGACUUCCGGGAUAGCCAUGACAAGAUGAAGGACAGCUACGAGGCUGAUAUUGCGAUUACAGCCAAGGCCUUCGAUGAUCGUAAGAAGGAAGCUGAAGACAUGGUUCUCAACAUCGCCGAAGUCAAGACUGUUCUGGAUGAGAUCAAGGAAGACAUCAAGAACAAUCUGCGCGAAGAUGGUCAAGGAAUUGACGGCCUUUCGCAGUCCUUUAAGAGCCUUGAAGAGACUAUUGGAUCGAACUUCAAUAUCACCGCCGACAUUAAGGAGCUGAUGGAGACAGUGAACCGGGAGUUCGAUCGAUCGCACGGUUCAGUGGAGGGUCUGAAGGUCGAACAAGACGAAAAGCUAGCAUCAACUCUCGAGAAGCAGGAAGAGGCAAAGGAAGCUAUCAUUGCGGAGCUGUGCCAGAAGCUCGACGAGAAGUUCGACACCAUCAUGACCAAAUACGACGAUGCCCAGCUGCUUGCUGAUGAGCAGGCGAAGGUCAUGAACGAGAAGGCUACCGAGCAGCAGGAAAUCCUAGCCAACACCAAGGCAAUGGCUGACGAGCUCCGGCUGACCAUCGACACACUUGGGGCAACCAUUACUGGCUUGUCUGACACGUUCUCAGAGGCAACGAACAAGAUGGCACAAGACUCUCAAACUGUGUUUGGUCGCAUGGACGAUACCGUAGCCAAGCUAGAUGACCACCACGUCGAAGCUAAAUCCGAGCAUCAGCACACCCGCGACGAAGUGGCUAAUGCUAUUCGCAUAAUCAACGGCCUCCAAGGAGAUGUCACUGAGUUCCAUCCGAAGUUCAUGGUCACCUUGCGAGAAAUCCUCGCUCUUGUCAAUCAGCACUACGAACACUCUCAGAAGGCGAAGGAGUCUACUGAGGAGCAAGUGCGAGCUAUUGCCGAGGAAAACAAUGCACGAGCUGAGGAGAUCAGGAGCAACUUCGUGAACCUACCUGCACUGCUGCCACCUCCGCCUUCGACCAUCGAACCUGCUGAGAAGUAUGAUGAUGGCCAGGUCCAGGAGAAGCUCGACAAACUCCUGAGCCAUGCAGAUGAAUCAGAGAAGUCAAUUGCUCAGCUCAGCCGUCUUGACCAGAUCCACCAACAGGUCAUGAACACUGCGGCCGAAGUUUCUGAUUUCGUGGCAAAGCAAACUCAACUGAUCACUGACGGCCAUGAUAGUAAGGAACGGGAAGCUGAGGAGAUGGCUCUUCUAGUUGAGCGUCGCCUUGCACAAAAGGAACAGCUCGACUCGGACGUCCAGGACCUCAAAUACGAGAAGGACUCUCUACUCGCCAUUGUCGCCGCUCUGCAAGUCGAGCGUGAGAACCUCGCAACCCAAAAGGUCCGUCUUACCGGCGAAGUCUCCUCCCUACAAACCGCUCUCGACAUCCGCCGCGAGGAACUGCGUGACAUGGACCACAAAGCCGACGCUCUCGAACGCCGCAUCCUCAACGGCAUCAUGGACCACUCCCGCGCCAUCCUCAUCAACAAAUCCAACAAGGGCCCCGGCAAGCCCAAGAAGCAGCGCAUGCCCAGCAACGCCUCCCACAGCACCCUGGGCAGCAUGCCUCCUCCCAGCGCCGCCGCCAACGGCCUCUCUCUCGCGCUCAAGCAACGUCCAGCCAUCCGGCGCAACGGCCCUCCCCCCAACCCGGCCAGCCGCCGCAUCCUCUCCCUCAGCCAAAUCACCAACAACGUCCCCACGGGCGCGCAAGCCUACGCCGGCGCUCCCAGCUCGCUGUCGAUAUCGAACGGCCUGGGCAACCUCAAGCGCAGCCACUCGGUCAAGACGAACUACAUGCGCAAGACGAGCUGGAACGGGCGGCCGGGCGGCCGGCGCGUCUCGGAAGUCAACAAGGAGAACGAGGCGCUGGCGGAGAGGGAUGAUGAGAACGAGAGCGAAGGCGAGGGCGAGAAGGACAACGAUGACAUGCCGCGGAAGAUCACAGCCGGGCCUGCGGAAGAUGAUUUCGCGAGCGACGCGGGGACCGAGCGGAGACAUAGCUACACCACCGCGACGGGCUCGUACGUGGGUGGCUUCGAUGGCCGCAGCAGCUAUGGCGCGGGCGAUAGCGAGUAUACCUACGGCUCGGGCACGGGGACCUACAUGACGGGCAGCGAUGUCGAUCGGCGCACGAGCUAUGGGAGCACGGUUCGGUCGACGCUUAUGGGCGGGGUGAUUGAUGAGGAGGGCGAGGAGGAGGAGAGUGGAGACGAGCACGGCCAUGAACACGAACAUGAAAAUGCGGAAGAGGAAGCGGAGAAGCGGGAUCAGCUUGAGGAGCUGAAGGAUGUGGGUGGUAGGCAUGGGGAGGAUGGCAAGAAGAUGAUUGUGUUUGCGGCGCCGAGUGAUAGCGGGCUGGGCACGGAUCUGCCGACGGGGGUGGAGAUGAGCGAAGCGGAUUAUUUUAGGAGGGCGGCGGAGGAGGAGGAGAGUACGGUU
Messenger RNA from Mytilinidion resinicola, 6606 nucleotides. RefSeq lists its product as uncharacterized. The transcript is spliced from 4 exons. NCBI's taxonomy places the organism in Eukaryota, Fungi, Ascomycota, Dothideomycetes, Mytilinidiales, Mytilinidiaceae. The record is from RefSeq and is a predicted model, not a curated record. The annotation marks the transcript as partial.